Molecule: messenger RNA, 857 nt
Organism: Dermatophagoides pteronyssinus (European house dust mite)
Lineage: Eukaryota; Metazoa; Arthropoda; Arachnida; Sarcoptiformes; Pyroglyphidae
Product: chitosanase-like
Biological process (GO): carbohydrate metabolic process
Cellular component (GO): extracellular region
Molecular function (GO): chitosanase activity
Source: RefSeq, a predicted model, not a curated record
AAUUAAUCAAUUUCUUAUAUUUUGAUUCGAAAAAAUCCAAAUCAAAACAUGAAAUUUUCAGCCACAUUUAUUAUCGGUUUUCUUUUGGCUAAUGUAAUGGCCGAAAUGACCAUUAUUGAAAAACAUCGUUGUGAACAAUAUACAUCAAUAUUUGAAAACGAUACAACCGAAUUACAAUAUAGUUAUUGUGAAAAUAUAUUUGAUGGUCGUGGUUAUACAUCAGGACGUGCCGGUUUUUGUACAGGUUGUGGUGAUGCAUUAAAUGUAAUCAUCCAUUAUACAGCAUAUAAACCAAAUAAUCCAUUAGCAAAAUUUAUACCAAUAUUAAAACGUCUUUCGAUCGGUAAUGGUAAUAUAAAUCAAUUGAAUGGUUAUUGUGAAGCAUGGAAACAAGCAUCAAAUGAUUAUCUAUUUCGUCAAUUUCAAGAUUAUAUUAAUGAUUUAUUAUAUUAUGUACCAGCAAUGAAUGGUGCUAAACGUAUGAAUAUAACAACAGCAUUAGGAAAAUGUUCAUUAUAUGAUACAAUCAUACAACAUGGUGGUGGAAAUGAUAAUGAUUCAUUUGAUGCUAUAUUAAAUCGAACAAAAAUUCAAAUGAAUGGUCCAGUAACUGGUAAAAAUAAUGAACCGAAAUGGAUUGAAAAAUUUUUAGAAAUAAGAAAAAAUGUUUUAUUAAUGCCAAAAAAUAAUGCCUAUCGUUCAUCAUGGAGUAAAACAACUGAUCGUGUUAAUUUUCUAUUACAAUUAGUCCGGCAAAAUAAUUGGAAUAUGGAUCAAUUACCUAUACGUGUAAAAACACGUUAUCAUGAUCAAACUAUUUAUUCAUAACAAAAUAAUAAUGAGAAUGAAUUGCUUUU